Messenger RNA from Prorocentrum cordatum, 535 nucleotides. NCBI's taxonomy places the organism in Eukaryota, Dinophyceae, Prorocentrales, Prorocentraceae. The record is from the annotation of a GenBank genome assembly.
GUCCGGCAGGAUCGUCGAGGGCGCCGGGCUCGAGCGCCUGGGGGAGAUGGCGGACCUGACGAGGCUGGCGAGCGUGGUGAGCUGCGCGCCCGCCGGGGGCGCCAGACAAGUGGGCCCAGCCGGGGGUCCCAUGGCGUGGAUACCGAACGGACAGGGCUACGUGCUGACGCCCGUGACCUUCGUGCCAGUAGUGCCGGUCCAGCAGAUGCAAGGAGCCCCCGCCGAGGAGGUGGCCGGCUCCUGCGGUCCGGGCGACGUGAACGCAGCACGCAAGGACGUAUCCCACCACCUGAGUGCGCAGCCAUAUCCCAGCAUGGGCACUUACAAGAUGCAGCUGGAUAGUCUCAAGCCGUUGCGAGCUGCAGUUGCCACCGAAAGGCCCCAGAUGGGCGGCCGGUGCCUGCCGGUGGCCCCCUACGAGUGCAUUUCUUCGAUGUCCGCCGAUGCGCCGCCCGCGGAGGGCGCCGCGGCCUGGCCCUGGGCGGCAGCGAGGGACCAGCCGGACGAGGAGGGAGAGGAGGAGACGAACGCAUGA